Molecule: messenger RNA, 900 nt
Organism: Rhinocladiella mackenziei CBS 650.93
Lineage: Eukaryota; Fungi; Ascomycota; Eurotiomycetes; Chaetothyriales; Herpotrichiellaceae
Exons: 1
Coding region: 1-900 (299 amino acids)
Source: RefSeq, a predicted model, not a curated record
AUGGAUCAGAUUCAACAAAUUGUCAUUGACCCUCUGAAACCAUACCUGGUACCCAUCACCACCCAUUUGCCCGGUCCUAUCAAUGAUCUCGCCAUCAGCCUACUGGGUGAACCUUGCCAUGGCGCCCUCCUCCUCGAUCUCGAUUUCUCCUCUCACCCCGAGUGCGUAUCCCUCGCUAUAUCGAAGGCUCUAGGCAUCGGCAUCAUCACGGCGGCCUCUAUUGUCAAAGUUCCUCAGAUCAUCAAACUCGUUCAGUCAGGGUCGUCGGAAGGUCUUUCCUUUACGAGCUACCUUCUCGAGACGGCGAGUUUUGUGAUCACUUUGGCCUACAAUGUUCGCAAUGGCUUCCCGUUUAGUACGUAUGGCGAGACCAGUUUGAUUGCGAUACAAGAUGUGGUUAUCAGUGUCCUGAUUCUCGCAUAUUCAAACAAGACUGCGCAGGCCGGAGCCUUCCUCGCCGCAGUCGGGAGUGCAGUGUACGCACUCAUGGUCUCUGAUACACUUGUGAGCAAUAGCCAGAUGACCAGCCUGCAAGCAGGUGCAGGUCUCCUGAGUCUUGCUAGCAAAUUGCCUCAGAUCUUCACAAUAUACCGCCAGGGUGGAACGGGCCAGUUGUCUGCGUUUGCGGUCUUCAAUUACUUAUUCGGCAGCCUGAGUCGGAUUUACACCACGAUGCAGGAGGUGGACGAUAAGCUGAUCUUGUAUGGAUUCGUGGCCGCGUUCAUCCUGAAUGCCGUUCUAGCGGCGCAGAUGAUAUAUUAUUGGAACAGCCCGACGACUUCGGACCAUGGAAAGGGAGUGUCCAACAAGCAGGGUUCGCAGGAGAGGGGAAAGCUGAACGUCAGCUCAGCAAGCACCACAGCAAGACCUAGCAGCAGCAGUGGAAGAAGGAGGGGCUGA